CCUGCUAAAAAAAAUGAAGGCUUCCCAUCUUUUUAAACUAAUGGAGUGUGACUCUUGUUUCUGAUUAAAACUCCCAAAAUAAUAACUUUAUGGGAACCCUCUUGUUUUCUCUAUUACCCCCUUUUUGUGUCUUGAUAUGAAGCCAGUUAGCAAUAUCGUCAAACAGUUUGACAACCUGGUCUAUCUUGAUGACUAUGUUGACACAAUUGAGGCAGUUCCACUUGAUUUACAAAGAAACUUUACUCUCAUGAGAGAGCUUGAUGGUUAUGCACAAGAUUUAAUGGAGAAUGUCUCCAAAGAAGCCAUUACCCUGAUUGACAAUAUCAAACAUAUGGACCCCAAUGCACGUCUUGAUAAAUUAAAAAACCUCACCAAUAUACUAACAGAAACCCUAAAACGAGGUGAAGAAAAGGUUGCCUUAGCUAAAUCAACUUUCGACGCAGUUGAUCGUCAUUGCAAUCGACUUGACGCCGAUUUAGUCAAGUUUGAGGAAGACCAGACUAUCGGCGAUAGUAGAAUUACAACUUUACCAGGAUUACAGCCCUCUGCUCGUAGCUUAAAAGACGGUGCAGACGUAAGGGAACGAGUUACAAAGCGAUUAGAAAGGAAGGAAGUUAAGGGUGAACGAAAAACAGUCAAUAAAAAGAGAAAGACAAAGGAAAUUAAUGGAACUCCUCCACCAGCUGCUGUACGUACGCAGGCACUAAAGGAGACUAAAUCAUUGAAAAGCUUAGAAAAAGAAAAAACAAAGAAUGCAUAUAACUCAAAUAGAAAUGGAAACGGUACUGGGAAGCCAAAGCACAUUGUUAUUCCUGAUAUGCCGAUUGAUCCAAAUGAACCUCUUUAUUGCUAUUGUCAACAAAUAUCCUACGGAGAAAUGGUUGCCUGUGAUAACACAGAUUGUGAAAUUGAAUGGUUCCAUUUGGCUUGUGUCGAUCUUAAAACUGUGCCAAAAGGUAAAUGGUAUUGCAGUAAUUGUAUUUUAAAAAUGAAGGGGCGACAGAGGAAAUAAUUUGAACUUCCCCCUUUGUCAUACUGUGUUCGCACUUUAAAUUCAACCAACCCAAAUGUAAAAUAAUAAAAAAGUAUUCAGACGCUGAAGAUACUAAACUAGA
Messenger RNA from Mucor mucedo, 1115 nucleotides. RefSeq lists its product as uncharacterized. Bases 137 to 1012 code for a protein of 291 amino acids. NCBI's taxonomy places the organism in Eukaryota, Fungi, Mucoromycota, Mucoromycetes, Mucorales, Mucoraceae. The transcript is spliced from 7 exons. The record is from RefSeq and is a predicted model, not a curated record.